Messenger RNA from Phytophthora infestans T30-4, 796 nucleotides. Its product is annotated as synaptobrevin-like protein. Gene Ontology annotation, biological process: endoplasmic reticulum to Golgi vesicle-mediated transport. Gene Ontology annotation, molecular function: SNAP receptor activity. The record is from RefSeq and is a predicted model, not a curated record. The transcript has 4 exons. NCBI's taxonomy places the organism in Eukaryota, Oomycota, Peronosporomycetes, Peronosporales, Peronosporaceae. Gene Ontology annotation, cellular component: membrane; Golgi apparatus. The coding region runs from base 111 to 710 and encodes 199 amino acids.
ACCAAACGCACACAGUCGAAACCGCCUGCUCCCGCGAAUAGCCCACCGCCAAGGUAGCCACUGCAGCAGGUCUAGCGCUCUCUCGUGUCCCUCGCCUCCGUCACAUCGCCAUGAAGAUCGUCGCCAUCGAGUUGCUGCGUCAGGAUGGCCAGGGCCAGGAUCCGAUUAUUCUUUCAGCAAGCUUCGAGGUGUCUUCAUUCGGCUACUUCCAGCGCUCUGGCGUCCGGGAGAUGAUCAACUUCUUCAGUCGGACGUUUAUCAAGCGUACGGAGCCUGGUCAGCGGCAAUCCAUCCAGCACGAAGAGUACAACUGCCACGUGUACGUGCGUCGCGAUGGACUCUCGGGUAUCGUGGUGUGUGAUCAGGAGUACCCGCCGCGUGUGGCGUUUGCGCUGCUGAAUAAGCUCAUGGAUGAGUAUGACAAGUCUACAGGUGGCAACUGGAAGACGCAGUCGGGCAACCCGCAGGAGUUUGCGGCUUUGACAACGGCUCUGGCUGAGUAUCAGGAUCCGUCCAAGGCCGACAAGAUUUCGGCAAUCCAGAAGGAGCUAGACGAGACCACCGCCGUGUUGUCCAAGACCAUCGACAACGUGCUGGAGCGCGGUGAGAAGCUGGACGACCUCGUGUCCAAGUCACAGGAUCUCAGCAGCCAGUCCAAGGUCUUUUACAAACAGGCCAAGAAGACCAACUCGUGCUGCGUGGUCAUGUAAGAAGCUACGACGUUUGCCGAUUUUCCCCCGUGGUCCCUAUCCAUUUCAUCGAUUGGGUUCUACUACAAAUUGCAUUUCUUCCUCUA